CUUUGUCCACAUCAAAGUAAAUUAAUCAAUAGACUUAUCCAAAUCACUAAAAAGCAAAACAUUUUUUCUUAUGGAGAAAAACAUAAAGCCCCAAAAAUAGUCGACUGCAUAAAAGCAUCCUCAAGCUUCAGCUACGAUUGAUCACAACUGUUCUCUUCUCUCCUUUGCUUCUUCAACUUUGAGCCCUAACGUUUCCACUUUGGGAAAGUUUUGACAAAACCCCAUCUUCAAAUCUUUUUUUUUUUUCAUCACUACACAAAUCUCUGUUUAUAAUCUCAAAACUCUUCAUUCUCUGAUCACUCUCUCCUUGAUUUUGUUUUGUUCAUAUAUAAAAUGGAUUAUAAUCCUCCAACUCCAUUAGAGGGUCUCAGAGAAACAGGACCAACACCUUUCCUGACAAAAACCUACAACAUAGUGGAGGAUUCAAGCACAAACAACAUAGUUUCAUGGAGCAGAGACAACAACAGCUUCAUCGUCUGGGAACCAGAGACUUUUGCCCUUGUCUGCCUCCCCAUAUACUUUAAGCACAACAAUUUCUCCAGCUUUGUUAGACAACUCAAUACCUAUGGGUUUAAGAAGAUUGAUACAGAGAGAUGGGAGUUUGCAAAUGAGUAUUUUUUGAAGGGACAGAGACAUCUCCUUAAGAACAUAAGGAGAAGAAAGACAUCAUCUCAAACGCAAACGCAGUCGCUAGAGCACGGUAGAUUCGGACUAGAACGAGAGAUCCAGGGGAUGAGAAGAGACAGAACCGCUCUAGUAACAGAACUGGUGAAGUUGAGACGAAAACAGGAAAGCAUCAAGACAUAUCUUCGUUUGAUGGAAGAGAAACUGAAAUUGACAGAGACUAAGCAAGAAAUGAUGAUGGAUUUCUUGCUGAACAAGAUUAAGAAACCGAGUUUUUUGCAGAGCUUAAGGAAACGUAAGCGGGAAGAAAUCGAGAACAUAGAACAAAUGCAAGAGAUUUUCUCAAGCCAUGUGGUUGAGGACCUUGAAACGUUUGUUAAAGCUGAGCCGGAAGAGUAUGAUACUGGUGAUCAAUUUGAAGUUGUGUUUGGCUAUGGCGAUGAGCUUCACGUAGCUUCAGUGGAGGAUCAAAGACAAGAUGGGGUUGAGAUGGAGAUGGAUAGUGAUGGGAUUUGGAAGGAAUUCGUGUUGACUUUUGAGUGAGGAGAUGUGUACUGUUUUAGGGGAACAUUUGAUAUAGUUUUAUUAAAUUAUACUAGUAUUUUGGGAGUUUUUAUUUAUUUUCGUAUUCAACUUGACACGCACGUUACCAUAAUUAAUCCAAUGUUACAUGUCUUUUUUUUUGAACAAGUACAUAUAUGUUAC
Messenger RNA from Thlaspi arvense, 1329 nucleotides. The record is from the annotation of a GenBank genome assembly. NCBI's taxonomy places the organism in Eukaryota, Viridiplantae, Streptophyta, Magnoliopsida, Brassicales, Brassicaceae.